CGCGCAAGUAGGUACAGAGACGCGGGCUCGCAGUAGCACUUUCGCCAGAAACAACGACAACAACAUGGAGCGCAAACGAUUUAAAGAGCGAGGCGGCCUUUUUGGGACAUCUGACGUUUGAUAAAAUGCCAAAAAGCGACACGUGGCCAGGUGGGACCGCACCGGAAACGUCGGCUGGCAUGGACAGCGCCGGCAGCUGUGACAGCGUUGUCAGUGGACACUCUGGUUUCAGCGAUGAUAGUCUGGAGCACUUGUCUGCGGAGGAGAAAGCUUGCCUCAUGUUUUUGGAGGAGACCAUUGAGUCUUUAGACACCCAGGACGACAGCGGACUCUCCAACGACGAACUGGACCUCUUGCCCGACCCCGGCAGCCUGGCCUCCAGACUGGCAGACCUGUCAGCCUCCAUGAGCAAAACCAAGCUCAAUGGUCUGCAAAAGCACAACUCCAUGGAAACCAUCAGGGAAAAAGUGGAGAACAAAUCCAUACAGAACUACCUUGUACCGACACCUUUUGUUUUGGCGAGCAGCUCUAAUUGUGCUGAACCAAACGUCAAUGCUGCUAUUGAGCCAAAUAAGAAGAAAUCUCUUUCAUUUAGCAACAACUCCAGCCAGAAGCCUGCUGGUGUUCAUGUACCCUUCGAGGUCAAUGUUGUGAUACCUGCUGCAACCAAACCCAAAGACAACUUGGUGAAGACAGGUGAGAGAGGACCUUUAUCCUACGAUGCGCUUGUUUACCUACGGAGGAGCGCCUCCACAAAGAAAACACCUUUGUGUCCCACAGUCGAUCACACCAUAGACUUGGUCAAAUGCCCUCCGGUCAUCAUAGAAGGUCCAAACACUGGAAAUGACAGAGCUGUCUCGGAGGCAGACAGGUCUGGGACAGGCCCGCCACCAGUUGCACCGAAACCCAAAAUAAUCCCUUCAAAUAUCUCAACAAAGACAGAAAAGGAAGCGGCCCCCGCCUCAAACUCAUCAUACAGUCUCAAGAACACAACAGAUCCCAAAGUGGUGCGACAGGAAGCUUUGCAGAAGCUGGGCCUCCUUAAAGACCAUUCGUCAGAAACUGCUCAAGUGGCCCGACUGGAGCUCCCCAAGUUUCAUUUGUCUGCGGGCGACGGAUUUUCAAAAAGUCCCGCAAACAUCAUUCCAUCGAGAAGCCCCUCUUUUUGCCACGCUCCGGUGCCCCCUGGACCCAGGAGUAAGGGGCUGCAGAGCACUGCUAGUUUCCACCACCACCACUCCAGGUGCGACCAACGGCCCAUGUCGCUCUCUCAUCCUGGUCAACUCAACAGGUUGAAGACGACUGGUCCAGAGCGCCCUGUCAACUGCAAAAAUGAGAUAAACCAUCCUCAACCGCGACUCAAAACAGUCGCCGAGGAUCAGCCGGUCGCCCCCAAAGCCUCAAACUCUGUGGCGUACACGGUGAUGAUGGUGCCUGGAAUGGGCGCCGACAGAAAAGAGGCUCUCAGGAAGUUGGGACUGCUCCGAGACGAGCCGCACAAGUAAGCCAAGUGGAGGACUUCCUGAGUCAAAGGGAGCUAAAGCAUUACGAGGCCACUUGGCACUCGGGUCCGGUAAGGACGGAGAGAAUGAUCAACUUAAAGGAGCAGCUCUUUCCUAGCUACGCCUUUGUAUGCAGUUUUUCCAACAGCGUCCUGUUGUGUUGCAGCUCAAAUAUGAUUGAUCGUUUCCCAGUAGAGAACUUAGGCUGCGUCGGCGCCGAGCUCCACGUUUACAGGACCUUUGCAUUGUUGACAAAUUCAGGGUUCACGCCUGUGCCUCAACUUGGACAUUGGCUGAAGUCUUGUGAAAAGAAUUUUCAAAAUUCUUAACUUCAUCAUCUUAAGCGGGUUACACACACAUACCGAGUUUUACCAUUUUAACCGAUGUUUUAAAUGUGAGAGAUCCUGAAAAUAUUGAAUAGGUUUAGCAUUUUUCUAAGCAGAUCGGGUAGGAAAUACCACUCCAAACACACACCACAGGAUAAUCGUUCAUGAUAAUCUUUCAGAGACAGUCGGGCCUUUCCUGCCUAAAUUUGGCCUAAUUGUCAGUAUGUGUGUACCCUGCUUUCGCAAUGAAAAGUAGUCAUGACUAUUUCUAAUUUGUCUUUUUCACGCAUGCACAAGAAAAAUUAAAUGUUUGACCGCAAAUAAUUGGAGUCACUGAGGAUUCUUUGAUUCGCAGAGCGGCUACGCGGUUGCACCACUCGUCUUACUCGGAAGGGCCGCUGCUCUUCCAUUAUCAGAUUAGCUUCAGCUCGGCAUGCGCGUUAACUUAUUAGGCGAUCCUUUCUCUCUGCUCGCUGCAUCCGCUUUUGGGUGUUUGACGUUUAAUUCCUUCCUUGAGAUGUUAUGCAACGCCACCGAAGCCUCUCAAUGGCCGAUCGUUGCCUUCCGCGGUCGCCGUUAUCACUCGCUGAGGCGCGCUGCUCGACAAACUGGGGUGGAAGGUGGAGGGUGCUAUCAGUGGCUUAUAUUUCUACGCCAAAAGUGGGGUGUCAGGUUCUGAAACUGACACGUCUCACUCGCUGUCUGUCAACUCAUAUUCUCCAGUGGAGGAUGAAAUCAGGCCAAAUUGUGAAAUGUGACACUGACGCGAAAAAGGGAGCUGCAGAAGGACGAAAACUGGCCUAUCCAUCCAUUCAUCAAUUUUCUACAGUGCUGGUCCUCAUUAGUGUCGCAGGUAAACCAUAAGAUAGCCAAUCACAAAACUGAAACUGUACAUCCAUCCAUAAUCUAAUCAAUUUGUCCUCAUUAGGGUUGCGGUUGAGCUAGAGCCUGUCCCAGCUGACUGUUGGCGAGAGAAGUGGGGUACACCCUGGACUGUACAUUGGGUGAAAACAAUUAGCAAAAAUGUUUAUUCAUGGGGGUUGGCAGGGGCCCCCAGAUCACCUUCAUCCGGCUCUCGGGGCCAUGGUUUUGAAAACAGACAAAACAAAUUGAGCAUCUCACCAAUCAUCAAUAUACUGUACAUAUAAUUGCGGUAUCAACAUGUUUACUAUUAAAAACAUCUUUACCAUUAUUAAUGGAAUAAAUGCAUGAUGACUUCAGCGAAGCAGGAAGGUUCAAAUGUUUGGUGAUCAAAGUUUCAAGUCUAAAACUAAUGUGUCUGAACAUUUUUUUGGGGGACAGUUUUUAAGCGCAUAUGCCACUGUGGCACCAGCAUACAGCUGGUUGUGUCCGAUCACUUGCCUCCAUUAUUGAUGAGAUUUGGUUUUUUUCCUCUUCGCCUUACCACUGGAUGCAGGGAGAGUCAAGGAUUCGAGGCGAAAGGGACGUGGCAUGACGGAGUCCAGGCUCGCAUUGACGCUUAGG
Messenger RNA from Phycodurus eques (leafy seadragon), 3313 nucleotides. RefSeq lists its product as uncharacterized. The coding region runs from base 126 to 1505 and encodes 459 amino acids. The record is from RefSeq and is a predicted model, not a curated record. Lineage: Eukaryota; Metazoa; Chordata; Actinopteri; Syngnathiformes; Syngnathidae. The transcript has 4 exons.